Messenger RNA from Asparagus officinalis (garden asparagus), 2590 nucleotides. RefSeq names its product dynamin-related protein 4C-like. Lineage: Eukaryota; Viridiplantae; Streptophyta; Magnoliopsida; Asparagales; Asparagaceae. Bases 312 to 2303 code for a protein of 663 amino acids. The record is from RefSeq and is a predicted model, not a curated record. Gene Ontology annotation, cellular component: microtubule; membrane; cytoplasm. The transcript is spliced from 3 exons. Gene Ontology annotation, molecular function: microtubule binding; GTP binding; GTPase activity.
GCAAAAGCUAUUGAGCAAAAGCGCUAUUGAGCAAAAGCAAGAGCAAAAGAGAACUACUGAACAAAAGCAGCAAGCUUGCUAGUGAUCAGAGAGAGAAUAUAUAGGGCGGUGACUCUACCGCUGGCGCCUGAGGUUAGAAUCAAUGGCGUGGAUGCAAUCGCCGAUGCCUUCGACGUAGACUCCAUCUCGAUCGCCGGUACUCUCACCGUCGCCGUCGCUUGUGAUCGCAGAUUAUCGAUCACGGCUCAGAACUCAAGUUGAAAACAGAUCGUAACAAGAAUUGUACUAGUCUCUUAAAGCAAGCCACCGCAAUGAAGAACAAGCAGAAGAUGUCGGCCCUCGCCAACUCCUACGACGAGCACAUUCGCCCUCUCCUCGACGCCAUCGACCGUCUCCGACACCUGAAACUCAUGCAAGAAGGAAUCCAACUGCCAACCAUCGUAGUCAUUGGUGAUCAAUCCAGUGGCAAAUCCAGUGUCCUAGAAUCCCUCGCUGGCAUCAGCGUCCCUCGAGGCCAAGGGAUUUGCACUCGCGUUCCCUUAACAAUGCGCCUUCAAGAUCAUCCAACGCUCUCGACGCCCAAGCUUCAACUCGAGUACAGAAACAAGACAGUGCCCACCUCUGAGGAAUUUGUUGCUGAUGCAAUCAAUGCUGCAACCGAAGAGAUUGCUGGAUCUGGCAAAGGAAUCUGUAGCACUCCCCUUACUCUUGUCGUCAAGAAGAGUGGAGUCCCUAAUCUGACAAUGGUCGAUUUGCCUGGGAUCACUAGAGUCCCUGUUCAUGGGCAGCCUGAUGACAUUUAUGAACAGAUUGCCUCCAUAAUAAGAGAAUACAUCUGUCCCCAAGAAAGCAUAAUUCUGAAUGUUUUAUCUGCCACUGUCGAUUUCACCACUUGUGAAUCGAUCUUGAUGUCUCAGAAAGUCGAUAGGACUGGGGAGAGAACACUGGCAGUGGUUACCAAAGCUGACAUGGCUCCUCAAGGGUUGCUUGAAAAGGUGACCGUCAAUGCUGUGAACAUUCAGCUUGGAUAUGUUUGUGUUAGGAAUCGGAUUGGAGAGGAGUCCUAUGAUCAGGCUCGAGAGGAGGAGACCAGGCUGUUUUCAUCGGAUCCAUUGCUGUCAAAGAUUGAUAAGUCGAUGGUUGGGAUUCCUGUUCUUGCUCAGAAGUUGAUGCAGAUACAGGCGGCGUGCAUUUCAAGAUGCUUGCCUGACAUUGCCAAUAAAAUCAAUGAGAAACUAAACCGAAAUACAACUGAACUUGACCAAAUGCCACAGAAUCCUACAUCUUUUGGUGAUGCGAUAAGGGCAUUCAUUCAUAUGCUCAGUUCUGCAAAAGAGUCUUUACGAAACAUACUGAUCAGAGGAGAAUAUGAUGAUGAUUCUAAUGAACAAAUGCAUGGCAGGGCUCGGCUUGCAGAUAUGCUCUUCAAGUACUCAAAGGAGUUGCCUUCAGAGUGUCCGACUUCACAGAAAGAGUUUCUGAUCGAUGAGAUUAAGGUGUUGGAGGAGUCCAAUGGGAUCGGGCUUCCCAAUUUUAUGUCGAGGAGUGCUUUCAUAACUCUGUUGCGAAGGAAACUAAAGCACAUUUCUGAUACGCCAAUUGAGUUUAUGACCAAAGUUUGGGGCUAUCUCGAUGAUAUUGUGCUUAAGUUGCUGAUGAAGUACUCUGAUAAUUAUCCCCAGCUUCAGUUGCCAAUUCGCAGGGCUUCUCACAAUAUUAUUGAGAAGAUGAAGAAGAGAUCAUUACAGGCUGUGAAGGAGAUGAUUGAGAUGGAGACCAUUGCCGAUUUCACUCUCAAUCCCGAUUACAUGAAAACCUGGAAGGAGCUGAUGGAACAACAAGAAAGUUUUAUGGAGGCAAUCAACAAGACUAAAAAGCCAUCAAUGCAAGAAAAUUUAAGGGAGGUAAUCAACAAGUCUAAAAAGCCGUCAAAAAUAUAUCUGAAUGGUUUUGGUGAAGUUGAAAUCGAGCACCUGAGGCAAUACAGUGAUUCAAUAGUAGAGCAGGCAUUCGACAUGAGGAUGAGGCUGACAGUAUACUGGAAGAUUGUUGUUUUGAGGCUUGCAGAUGAACUUGCACUGCACGUUCUCCGCUGCCUGAAAGUGCUUGUUGAGGAUGAAGUGGAGCUUGAAAUGGUUAACGAAGUUGUCGGGACGAGCGCUAAUGGAAUCGAGAAGAUGCUGGAGGAAUCUCCAGCUAUUGCGAGCAAGAGGGAGAGGCUGAAGAAGAGCAUCGAACUGCUCAAGGAAUCAAAGCAGGUGGUGGCUAAUAUCAUGGACCGUAUCAGGUCAAUUGGUGAAUAGGACUUGUUAGUAAUAAUAAUGAGGCAAAAUUUGGGGCGUAAAGAUCAUUUCCCUUACGGUCAGCUUGGAUACAAAUAAGAGGAGGGGACGGGAGUGGUUGGCUUAAACCUAAGGGGAGGGAGUGGAAAGAAAAAAGAUGAAAUGUAUUUAUUUGUGUUUGGAUAGACAACUAUGGGUGGGAGAAUACACUGUUUUGUUUGGAGUAGAGGAUGGGAAGGCGAGAGAAGCUACUUGACCAAUAUAUCCUUUUAAUAAAAUUAGAUAGAACACCUUUUGGUUUUCUCAUA